Molecule: messenger RNA, 1693 nt
Organism: Microbotryum saponariae
Lineage: Eukaryota; Fungi; Basidiomycota; Microbotryomycetes; Microbotryales; Microbotryaceae
Source: the annotation of a GenBank genome assembly
AUGUCGGACAUCAAUCUCGGAGGCGGCGAGACCGUCGCCCCCCCCCCCCCCCCCCCCCGGACCGCGGGGGGUGCUGGCGGAGCUGUGGGUGCUGGCGGUCCUGUUAGUGCCGGUACUGGCGGUCCUGUUAGUGCCGGUACUGGCGGUCCUGUUAGUGCCGGUACUGGCGGUCCUGGUGCUGGUUCUAGCUGUCUUGGUGCCGCUGAUGCGGGUGCGAACGCGUCUGGUGGUGGGGCGAACCCGCAGGACCUAGUACUAGCCUCUUUCGGCCGCGAACUCUACAGGGGUUUCCAGGCGGGGGCAUCGGAUUCCCAAAAGAAGUCGUUCAGUUCAUACAAGGUCACAACGUCUCACUCUCGUCCCAGUUUGGUUGCGGCCUACGCGGACUCGCCGGUCACAGUCUCGUCAGAGCUGUUUGACAUCGCGUCCAACGCGGCGACCAGAAGCGAUACCAUUGAGUCUGUUCACACCUGGAGCCAGCAUCAAGUCUCGGCAUCGUUUGCGGAUCGACGUUCUUAGACCACCCACUCAUUCGUCCCAGCCACGAAUUCAACUCGGUUGCCUGCACUCGUUCCUCGUCGGGAGCCUUGUUUCACAAAUUUUCCAAUCGCCAGUGAGUUUAUUCGCAAUCCGCGCACCUUUGAUACGGCCAUGUUCGGCUUUACUUCCAUCACACAGCCAUGUUCGACUCUACUUCUAUUGUACGGCCACGUUCGGCUCUAUUUCAUAUGGCCACAUUCGGCUUUAUUUCGUAUGGCCAUGUUCGGCUGUACUCCUGAUGGCCAUGUUCGGCUUUACUUUGUAUGGCCACGUUCGGCUUUACUCCUUAUGGCCAUGUUCGGCUUUACCUCUAUGAUAUAGCCAUGUUCGGCUUUAUUUCAUAUGGCCACAUUCGGCUUUAUUUCAUAUGGCCACAUUCGGCUUUAUUUCGUAUGGCCAUGUUUGGCUGUACUCCCUAUGGCCAUGUUCGGCUUUACUUCGUAUGGCCACGUUCGGCUUUACUCCGUAUGGCCAUGUUCGGCUUUACUUCCGUCACACAGCCAUGUUCGGCUCUACUUUUCUCGUACAGCCAUAUUGGCUGUACCUCUAUCAUUUGGCCAUAUUGGCUUGACUUCUAUCGUCCGGCCAUGUUGGCUUUACUUCUAUCAUACGGCCGGAUCCGUCCUCGAAUGUGGUCGCUUUCUCAAAGCCCCUCUUUGGCCCCGUAUUUUUCGGUGCCUACGUUUUCCACGCAUCCAGUGUCACCCGCCCAGGUCUUAGCUGGGCAUUCCACACAGACACUUCUUUUUCGACCUAUCUACUACAGACCCUUCUCAACGGGACACUAGUUUCCUGUUCAUGCCUCUUCCGAGUCAGCGAGAGCCCCUAGGUCGGGGUUGGAUAAGCUCUCCGCUCUCCGUUCCAUCACAGUUUACGUGCGGCGUUGACCGAUGUCGCUACGCCCCUCAACGUUAAUCGAUGGCAAUCGGCCAUGAAUCGCCUUCGCGUAUACUGUGGCAACACUUCUUUCGAGCAAGUCGCUUUGAUCCCGACCCAGAUCCGCGCGGGUUUCGACUUCGGCCUCCGUCACCUUCCCAGGGAACCUUUUGCUCCGAGCAAGCACGUUUCGGACGAUGAUGACGCAUUUCGUGAGGUAGCGGCUAGCGAAAUUUCCCGUUUCUCCAUGCAAGGGUCGCAUCGCGGAGCUUUUUGA